Dictyostelium discoideum AX4 is the source of this 609-nucleotide messenger RNA. RefSeq names its product random cDNA clone veg113 (gene rcdBB). The transcript is spliced from 4 exons. The record is from RefSeq and is a predicted model, not a curated record. Lineage: Eukaryota; Evosea; Eumycetozoa; Dictyosteliales; Dictyosteliaceae. Bases 1 to 609 code for a protein of 202 amino acids.
AUGUUCUUCAAAUCUGUCGCUGCUUUAAUGGCUGUUGCCGUUGCCAUCGCAAAUGGUCAAGCCUUAUCAUGUUCACAAAUGCAAUCAUUAGCAGGUCAAUACUUUUCAGGUAGCACCGCCACUAAUAUGAUUUGUAUCAGUUAUUAUGAAUCAAGCUGGAAUCCACAAGCUUAUAAUCCAUCAAGUGCUUCAGGUUUAUGGCAAAUCUUAACUGAACAUUGCGGGGAAUUAUGUACUGCUUGUUCAACCCCAAGUGAUUUAUUCAACCCAGAUAUCAAUGCACAAUGUGCUCUUGCUGUCUUAAAUGCUCAAGGUUAUGAUGCUUGGACUACUUGGAGUAAUGGUGAUUGUAAUGGUUGGUCACAAUGUGGUUCAUCAUCUGGUACAUCAUCAUCUGGUUCAUCAUCAUCAUCAUCUGGUUCAUCAUCAUCAUCAUCAUCUGGUUCAUCAUCUGGUUCAUCAUCUGGUUCAUCAUCUGGUUCAUCAUCUGGUUCAUCAUCAGGUAGUGGUAGCGGUAGCUCAUCAGGCAGUGGUUCAUCAUCAGGCAGUGGUAGCUCAUCAGGUAGUGGAAGUGCAAGUGGUAGUGGUUCAGGUUCAGGUUCAAACUAA